This is a messenger RNA of Spirometra erinaceieuropaei, 3212 nucleotides long. Lineage: Eukaryota; Metazoa; Platyhelminthes; Cestoda; Diphyllobothriidea; Diphyllobothriidae. The record is from the annotation of a GenBank genome assembly.
AUGCUCGAUAGUGGUGUGUUUGAAAUCCUGAAGGACUUCUUCUUGAUGCUACAUCUCCUGGAAGAGCGUAGUCAGGUGAUCCAUGAGUUGGGGGCAGCCGUGCUUGUAGACCUCAGCAGGGAUCGCGUCCGAUCCGGGUGCUUUCCCGCUGGAGAGCUUCUACGCCAGUGGGUGGUAGGCCGGGGUCAACGUUGGUCUCAACUUGCGGCAAACGGGCGAUGACGGGGUCCGAGAUGAUGGAGAGCGUUCGAAGACGCCUCGGAGGUGCUCGACCUAAAGCUGUAGUAUUUGUGUCUUCUCAGUGAGGCGGAUAUUUUCGUCGGCGUUAUUAGCAGAGCGAAGGGCGCACAAGCAGAUACAGGGCAGGCUGUAUGAGCAGCACACAGCAUGUGACAUUAGCAGGCAAGUAAGGCAUGAAACAACGCAAAGUUCACUUACCUGAGGAAUCACUUACCAACACAAUUUGGGCCUUCUCUUCCUCAACAAAAUAAACGAAAACAUGAGAUUCCGGGCGUAAAUAAUUGUCCUCUGUGACCAGAGUCGGAGAUGAAGCCUGAAUUAUGACAAAUGGCCAUAAGGCGGUCACACUAACAUAACCUUUAGUAGCGGCAAUCUCAACGGUAGCAUUGGCGGAAUGAAGCGCAGAGGACAUCAAAAGUGCUUGUGUAUUCUUUUCCAUGAACUUGAGUUAUAGGUGUCGUUGAGUUGAUUAGGUUUGCACAUUCUGGCUACACUUUUCCGUGUUUGUAAAUUGAUGGUCGCGACGUCAGGGAUUUCAACUGAUCACGCGGUCUUAACGAGUUGCAGUAGCGGCAAACUGGGGAUAGCAAAUCAUGUAUGAGCCUCCUUUUGCCAUGGGUCUAAUAGUCUGCACCCUCCAACGUCUCCGGUCUUCUUGACUCUGAAUGCACUGGCGAAACCUAUGAGCAAAUCAAGGAAACUUCAAUGGGCUCACCGGUCUCUAGUUAAGUGGCAGAAGUCGUCCUAAAAGAGCUAGAAAAGGUUGACUUCAUUCAACAUGAACCAGUCUUUUGGCGCCAUUUCUUGGAUGACACUUUUGAUGUCGUAAAGGAGGACAUACUACAACAUUUCCACAACCUUCUCAACGCAGUCUUCGCUGAUAUAAAUUUCACGAUGGAAGAAGCGCAGGAACAGCAAUUGCCCUUCCUGGAUGUGAUCGUCAAAAAGAAACCUUAACAGUGAACUUGGAACGAUGAAUUAUAGGAAGGCAACGAAAAUCACAUAGCUUCUCAGUUUUCACAGCAAUCAUCUGGUGACUCACAAACGAAGCUGUGCGAAGAUGCUCUUCAUAAGGAUCCAAACUCAUUCCAACAAACCGGAAGAAAAAGCACGUAAGGCUCGUUAUCUCCGCGACGAGUUUGCGCAAAAUUGCUAUCCGAAGGCUUCUUUAAGUCACUGCCUACGCGGUCGCCCCCAGAGGACCCGAACAUUAACGUCACCAACGAUAUGGCAUUCUUUGCCAUACAUCAAGGACGUUUCAGAUGUAACCGAACGCAUAGCUGCGGAGCUAGGUUUUGGAAUUGUACACCCCCCUAAAAGCCACCAUGUGCAGUAACUUCAUGAAAAUAAAAGACUGGUUAAACUCAGUGUAUCGCACACAGUGCCAAAAAUGUCCUUGUUACUACACAGGCCAGACUGGACGCGUGCUCGGAUUGCACACACACGAACAUAAGUUGCCUAUGCGACGAGGUGACGCAUUAUCACAAGUGGCCACCCACGCCUACGAUACGGGUCAUGAUUUUGACCUCGUAGCUACCAAAAUAUUCACCCUCGCGAAAACAAAACAGGCCGAGAAUUGAUUGAAGCAUGUGCCCCGGAUGAGAACUCAGUCAAUCGAUUUAUCGAUCUGGCAUACAGAGUCCUGCGCAGUCACCUCCAGUAACGUGCCGAGGGUCGAUGAUUGACUUACACACCCCAUUACGAGUUGUAGUAGCGGCAAACUGGUGAUAGCAACUGUGUUUCUGUGUUUGUGUCCUGCGGUGGGUUCGCGUGAUGGACGCUUGCAGGUGAGACUACGCCUAGCGUCCACUUGCAGGCACCCAACUCUCACCUGUAGCUCCACGUAGCUGGGCUCUGCUCAGCGGCCACACCCCGGGCAAAUGCCUGAAGUGGCGGGCUUAACCAGGUUAGGGCGCUGUGCGCGUUGUGCCGCGUGCACAGUGUACUGCGGAAUCCUCUGGAUGUUUGGAAGGAUGAAACACUGCGCCGGCAUCGUCGAGACGAGGCUAUGUCUGGUACGCCGUUGGACAGCUGCUGCCGGGAUGGGUCUCUGCAACACCCUCGCUAAGACGCGCCUACCGAGACCGUGGACAUACGGCAAAUGCGGUCGUUCUCCACUACGAACAACAAGUCGUGGCCCCAUAGUUGGGUUCGGUCGCGCCAAAUAGGCACAUUGGCAGCCCUAUUCAGGGGUGGCACUGCCUGUCCCCACAAGCGGAAGGGCCUAGAAAAGGUGUUCUAUACAUUGCCGGGCACCACACCGUCUGCAGGCUAGCCAGGGCCGCAGAUACCAUCAACAUGGACAAAACAAGCAAAACCGAAACAAGAACAAUAGCAAUAACAACAACAACAACAUCAACAACAACAACAACAACCAUACUCAUUCUCCUCAUCCUACCUCUUCUUCCUCUUCCUCUGUCUAUUCUUCUGCCUAUUCUUCUCCUUAGUCAUCUUCCUCUCCACCUCCUUCCCGUCGUCCCACUCGUUGUCACCAGACUGGCAGGGUGAGUCCGCUCACUUUGGCAGAAUGGAAUGUUCGUUCCCUUCUAGACAAUCCAAGGAGCACCCGACCGGAACGGACAGCGCUAGUGCCUCGGGAACUGGCGCACUACAAAGUAGACAUCGCCGAACUCAGAGAAACUCGAUUCUACGAACAGGGCCAACUGGAAAAGGUGGGUGCCGGCUACACCUUCUUCUGGAGCGGUCGCCGCAGGCCAGAGCGACGAGACGCGGGUGUCACCUUCGCCAUCUUGAACGACAUCGUGGGACGACUGGCCAGCCUACCACAGGGAAUCAACGAUCAUCUGAUGAACCUCCGACUCCCUCUCUUGGGCUACAAAUUCGCCACCAUCAUCGGCGCCUAUGCUCCGCCGAUGAGCAGCCCCGAGGCCGCAAACGACAAAUUCUACAAGGAGCUGCACGUCCUCUCGGCGACUGUGUCGAAGGCGGACAAGUUGAUUGUUCUUUGGUGA